Messenger RNA from Staurois parvus, 2558 nucleotides. The record is from the annotation of a GenBank genome assembly. Lineage: Eukaryota; Metazoa; Chordata; Amphibia; Anura; Ranidae.
AUGGUGAACUUCACCGUAGACCAGUUCCGAGCGAGCAUGGACAAAAAGUCCAACAUCAGAAACAUGUCUGUGAUUGUUCAAGUCGACCAUGGUAAAUCCACCUUGACAGAUUCCUUGGUAUGUAAAGCCGAGAUCAUUGCCUCUGCCAGAGCUGGUGAAACUCGCUUCGCAGACACUCAUAAAGAUGAGCAAGAACGUUGUAUCACCAUCAAAUCCACGACAAUUUCCAUGUUCUAUGAGCUCACGGACAACGACUUGGCUUUCAUCAAACAGUGCAAGGAUGGUUCUGGUUUCCUUGUUAACCUUUUUGACUCCCCCAGACAUGUAGACUUCUCCUCUGAGGUCACUGCUGCCCUCCGUGUCACAGACGGUGUUCUUGUAGUUGUUGACUGUGUCAGGUGUGUGCAUACAGAGACAGUCUUGUGGCAGGCCAUUGCAGAAAGGAUCAAGCCAGUUCUCAUGACGAAUAAAAUGGACCGGGCUCUGCUGGAACUUCAACUGGAUCCUGAAGAAUUGUACUUGACCUUCCAGAGGAUAGUGAAAAAUGUCAACGUUAUCAUCUCUACCUACGGAGAGGGAGAAACUGGACCUAUGGGGAACAUUAUGAUCGACCAAGUAGUUGGCACAGUUGGUUUCAGUUCUGGUCUCUAUGGCUGGGCCUUCACCCUGAAACAGUUUGCUGAGAUGUACGUUUCCAAAUUUGCUGCCAAAGGAGAGAAGGCAGAGCUUCCACCAGCAGAGUGCGCAAAGAAAGUAGAAGACAUGAUGAAGAAGCUUUGGGGAGACAAGUAUUUUGAUCCAGCUUCUGGUAAAUUCAGCAAAUCUGCAAGCUCUCCUGCAGGAAAGAAGUUACCCCGAACCUUCAGCCAACUUAUUCUGGAUCCUAUCUUCAAGAUAUUUGAUGCCAUCAUGAACUUCAAGAAAGAUGAAGCUGCCAAACUGAUUGAGAAGCUGGAUAUCAAGCUGGACACAGAGGAUAGAGACAAGGAAGGAAAGCAACUUCUGAAGGCUGUAAUGAGAUGCUGGUUGCCCUCUGGAGAUGCCCUGCUUCAGAUGAUCACAAUCCAUCUGCCAUCACCAGUUCCUGCACAGAGAUACCGCUGUGAGCUCCUGUACGAGGGACCACCCAAUGAUGAGGCUGCCAUGGGUGUGAAAAACUGCGAUCCUAAAGGACCCCUGAUGAUGUAUAUAUACAAGAUGGUGCCUACAUCUGAAGUGGUGUUUCUAUGCCUUUGGCCGUGUCUUCUCCGGGAUUGUAUCUACAGGACAGAAAGUGCGUAUUAUGGGUCCUAACUACACACCAGGCAAGAAGGAGGAUCUCUACCUGAAACCUAUUCAGAGGACCAUGCUGAUGAUGGGUCGUUAUGUUGAGUCCAUUGAGGAUGUCCCUUACGGUAACAUAGUCAGUCUUGUCAGCGUUGACCACUUCUUGGUGAAGACUGGAACCAUCACCACCUUUGAACAUGCCCACAACCUGCGUGUCAUGAAGUUCAGUGCUAGCCCUGUCGUCCGUUUGGCUGUAGAGGCGAAAAACCCAGCUGACCUCCCAAAACUGGUUGAAGGUCUCAAACAUCUGGCCAAGUCUGAUCCUAUGGUGCAGUGUAUAAUUGAAGAGUCUGGAGAACACAUCAUUGCUGGAGCUGGUGAGCUUCAUCUGGAAAUCUGUCUUAAAGAUCUGGAAGAGGACCAUGCCUGUAUUCCCAUCAAGAAAUCUGACCCUGUCAUAUCAUACCACGAGACUGUAAGCAAAGAGUCCGUCCAAGUGCCCAAACAAGCACAACCAUCUGUACGCCAAAGCCCGCCCGUUCCCCGAUGGCCUGGCUGAAGAUAUCGACAAAGGAGAUGUCAGUUCCCGACAGGAGUUGAAGACACGUGCCUGUUACUUGGAAGAGAAGUACGAAUGGGAUGUGACUGAGGCCAGGAAGAUCUGGUACUUUGGACCUGAUGGAACAGGAACCAACAUCCUGGUUGAUGUUACCAAAGGUGUCCAGUACCUCAAUGAGAUCAAGGACAGCGUCAUUGCUGGCUUCCAGUGGGCCACCAAAGAGGGAGUUCUUUGUGAAGAGAACAUGCGAGGCGUCAGGUUCAAAAUUCAUGAUGUCACCCUGCAUGCUAAUGCCAUUCAUCGUGGAGGUGGACAGAUCAUCCCCACAGCAAGAAGAGUCCUUUAUGCUGCUGCCCUCUCUGCCCAGCCCAGGCUAAUGGAGCCCAUCUACUUGGUGGAGAUCCAUUGUCCAGAGCAAGUUGUAGGUGGCAUCUAUGAUAUGCUGAACAGGAAGCAUGGACACAUCUUUGAGGAGUCCCAAGUGGCCGGAACCCCUAUGUUUGUUGUGAAAGACUACCUUCCCGUCAACUAAUCAUUCGGCUUCACUGCUGAUCUCAGGUCUAACACAGGUGGUCAGGCCUUCCCUCAGUGCAUGUUUGACCACUGGCAGAUCCUUCCUGGAGACCCCUUCGAGGCCAACACUCGCUCAUCACAAGUGGUGGCUGAAACCCAGAAACGCAAAGGCUUGAACGAAGGAGUCCCAGCCCUGGACAACUAUUUAGACAAAUUGUAA